Messenger RNA from Solanum pennellii, 1534 nucleotides. RefSeq names its product 26S proteasome regulatory subunit RPN13. Gene Ontology annotation, cellular component: cytoplasm; nucleus; proteasome regulatory particle, lid subcomplex. NCBI's taxonomy places the organism in Eukaryota, Viridiplantae, Streptophyta, Magnoliopsida, Solanales, Solanaceae. The transcript has 15 exons. The coding region runs from base 200 to 1276 and encodes 358 amino acids. Gene Ontology annotation, biological process: ubiquitin-dependent protein catabolic process. Gene Ontology annotation, molecular function: endopeptidase activator activity; proteasome binding; ubiquitin binding. The record is from RefSeq and is a predicted model, not a curated record.
GUGUCCAUCAAACAAACAAUCCCUAAGUAGUCCUGAAUCCAGAAAAAAGUUCAGUAUAAAUUGAGCAGCCCAACUCGGCGACGGCGACGGCGACGGGACAAGUUGUUGGGUUUGCAAAACUGUAUGAAUCUUCUCUCUCAUCUGAGCACAGUGAUAGAGUGUUUUGUUUUCAGUUCUUUGUUUAUACAUUGGAGAAUCAAUGGGUUCUUCGUCAACGGACACUUUUCCCCAAAUUCAGGAAACUUUGAUGGAAUUUCGUGCUGGUAAAAUGCUCAUGGAGGGCAAAAAGGUUAUCCCUGAUUCACGGAAAGGACUUGUUCGUAUAGGCAGGGGUGAAGAGGGACUACUCCAUUUUCAGUGGCUUGACCGUAAUCUCAACAUUGUUGAAGAUGAUCAGAUUGUUUUCCCAGAGGAGGCAGUCUUUGAGAAGGUCAAUCAAUCAUCUGGAAGGGUUUACAUUUUGAAGUUCUGUACCGACGAUAGAAGGCUUUUCUUUUGGAUGCAGGAGCCAGCAGCUGACAAUGAUGCACAGUUAUGUAGCUCAGUCAACUUCUACUUGAAUCAACCACUAGAGUUUCCUGUUGAAGAUGAGCCUGAAGCUUCAGCUCCUUUACCAAAUUCUGAAGAUAUGGUAGAAGAAGAUAUUUCAUCGAGGGCGGGAAAUUUGGUUAGUGCAAGCAUGAAUACUGAAGCAAGUAGCGAUGUGACAUCUUCAGGCCCAGUAAAGUUGUCUGAUCUUCAAAGAAUAUUGAGUAAUAUAGGGUCCACAGAUGAAGCUGUAGAUCCUGAUGCAGGUCUUCUGAGAGAUCUCUCUGGUUCAUCAAUAACAUGCACCAAUAACAGUUGGUUGUUGGCCAGCCAUAUCAUCGUGCACUGGAGCAUUGAUAUCAGACUGGUCACUUUGAGAUUGGGAUUGGGAGAUAUUUUGAGGCCUGAGCUCAUAUUACCACUGAUAGAGGAAAUACCACUAGAAGAACAACUAGCUUCACACUUGCCUGAGGGUCAUUGGACACCAUAUGAAUUAAUGGAAUUGCUACAGAGUCCUCCAUUCCGUCAGCAGUUAGAUUCAUUUACUUAUGUUCUUCGAACUGGACAAAUAGAUCUGACUCAGUUUGGAAUUGAUCCAAGUCAAUAUAAGUUGACGGUUCCAUCUUUUCUGGAGGCCCUAGAAGAUUCUGUUUCCAAGGGAUCAGGUUCCAAUGAAUCAAGGCAGGAUGAGAAGGAUUUAAGAUCUCAAACGUGCAACAGAAGUGAUCCCAUGGAUGAAGGGCAUUAAGAUAAACAGUGCAAAUCAAGACUCUUGUGAAGUGAUCACAAUGUUUACUUAAAAGAAAUGAUUUUCAGAUGAUGUGAACAUGUUACUUACAAGCACUGUAAAGAAGUAUUUAUUCAGGGUGACAUAAGUUGUGUAUUGUUAGAGGUGAUAGACAUUCAAGUCAUUUCCAAUUAUGUGUCCAUGUAUGAUGUUUCAACACCAAAGUUUGAGAUUCUAUCACUUUAUUCAUUGGAUCUCGAAAUUGUCUUUUUCCUCCCA